CUUGUACUAAGUUCCCAGGCAGCGCGCUGCCCACAUCUAAUAUGGCGGCUUCUUCCCCCGCCCUGAUGGUGGCAGCGGCCGUGGCUCUAGGCGGAGGGCUUAUCCUUGUAGUUCGUCGGCUCUUAAGUAACAGCGUCCGAGCCGGAGGCUCCGGCCUAAUGCGUGGGAAGACGGUGAUCAUUACGGGGGCUAAUUGCGGGAUUGGCAAGGCAACUGCGGCGGAGCUGGUCAAGCAGGAAGCCCGGGUGAUUCUGGCUUGUAGGGACCAGGGCCGGGCUGAGGAGGCGGCAGCUGAGCUACGGAGAGAGGCCGGGGAGAGAGGGGAGAUAGUCAUCAAACAGCUAGAUCUGGGCUCCCUGCAGUCUGUCCGGCGCUUCUGCCAGGAGGUGCUCAAGGAAGAGCCUCGUUUGGAUGUUCUCAUCAAUAACGCAGGGGUUUUUCAGUGCCCAUACACCAAGACAGAAGAUGGAUUUGAGAUGCAGUUUGGGGUUAAUCACCUGGGCCACUUUCUCCUCACUCACCACCUUCUUGGUCUCCUGAAAAGCUCUGCUCCCAGCAGGAUAGUAGUAGUUUCUUCCAAACUUUAUAAAUACGGCGAGAUCAAUUUCGAUGACUUGAACAGCGAGAAGAGUUACAGUAGAAGCUUUGGCUAUAGCCGCAGCAAGCUGGCUAACAUUUUGUUCACCAGAGAACUUGCCAGUCGUUUGGAAGGGACUGGCGUCACGGUCAAUGCCCUUCAUCCUGGAAUCGUUAGAACUAAUUUAGGGAGGCACAUUAAUAUUCCCAUCUUGAUAAAACCUCUGUUUAAUGUUGUUUCAUGGGCUUUCUUUAAAUCUCCUGAGGAGGGCGCUCAAACCUCCAUUUACCUGGCAUCCUCUCCCGAAGUAGAAGGAGUAUCUGGGAGCUACUUUGGCAACAGCAAAGAGGAGGAGCUUCUGCCGAAAGCAAUGGACGACUUAGUCGCUAGGAAGCUGUGGGACAUCAGUGAAGUUAUGGUUGGACUUAUUAAGUAGAUACACAAGGAGUGACCGGCUGCCGUAUAAAAAGAAUAGUGUGCAAUGAUAUUUCUGCAGGAUGUGUUCAUAUUAAAGGGGUUGUUUACCUUUAAAUUAACUCUUAGUAUGACGUAAACAUAUUCUGAGACAAUUUGCAAUUGGUUUUUAUUUUUUGUGGAUUUUCACUUAUUUAGCUUUUUGUUCAGCAGCUCUCCAGUUUGGAAUUUCAGCAGCUAUCUGAUUACUAGGGUAUUGUUUACCUUAGCAACAAUACAGAGGUUUAAAUGAGAGACUGGAAUACAAAUAGGAGAGGGACUAAAUAAAAAGUUAAAGCAUAAGAAGUAACAAUAAUAAAAUUGUAGCCUCGCAGAGCAAUAGUUUUUUUGCUUUGGGGGUUCUUGACCCUCAUUAGAAAGCUGGAAAUAUGUAGAAUAAAAA
Molecule: messenger RNA, 1433 nt
Organism: Xenopus tropicalis (tropical clawed frog)
Lineage: Eukaryota; Metazoa; Chordata; Amphibia; Anura; Pipidae
Gene: rdh14
Product: retinol dehydrogenase 14
Biological process (GO): retinol metabolic process
Molecular function (GO): all-trans-retinol dehydrogenase (NADP+) activity
Source: RefSeq, marked validated